UCCCGGCGUGCAGCGCAGCGGCCCAGGCGGCUGCCCCGCAGGGCGGGUGGGGCCCGAGCCGCGGGAGCAUGGCUCUGAAGCGGAUCCAGAAGGAACUGACUGACUUACAGAGGGAUCCUCCUGCUCAGUGUUCCGCAGGACCUGUGGGUGAUGACUUGUUCCACUGGCAGGCCACCAUCAUGGGCCCGAAUGACAGCCCUUACCAAGGAGGUGUUUUUUUCCUGGCCAUCCACUUCCCUACAGAUUAUCCUUUCAAGCCCCCAAAGGUUGCUUUCACUACCAAAAUCUAUCACCCUAAUAUCAACAGCAGUGGCAGCAUUUGCCUGGACAUCCUGAGGUCACAGUGGUCCCCAGCGUUGACUGUGUCCAAAGUUCUCCUGUCCAUCUGCUCUCUGCUCUGCGACCCCAACCCUGAUGAUCCACUGGUGCCAGAAAUAGCCCACACUUACAAGGCCGACAGAGAGAAGUAUGCGCCCUCUUUGGGUUGGCUUUGUGUGCAGCUGCCCAGGUUCCCACGGACAUCUUCCUGCCCAAGCCAAGCCCAUGUACAACAGACUAGCAAGGGAGUGGACACAGAAAUAUGCUAUGUAAGUGCCCGGAAGGCUCCACCGGAGACCCUGUCCAAGAGGAGCUUGCCAGGCAGAGAGGCUUUCCUGUGAAGCUCGGAGCUGUUGGCCGAGGCACUUAUAUCCUCUGUUCACAUGUUCACUUCUCUGGCUGCAGCAUGUUGGUGCCACUUUCAGCCACUGUGGCCUUGACAGUACCACACCUCUGGUGCCAAGUCAGCAACCAAGUCAUGUUAGGAUCUACAGUCUUCCUGGUUACAGUAGAAUCUGUCUAGGCUUCAGUCUGUCUGCUUGUGUCUGGGGAAACCAAGCCAUGCAUGCCUCCCGUUGUCCUCAAUGGUGCCACUCCUCACUGCGGCACUAUACAGGGGCCCCGUGUGAUCCCUGACCACAUGCCCUUUGUCUUUAGAGCACAGUGCUUUCCUGAGGACCCAGGGCACAGUGGGCUCUCUUCAUGCUUUGUCUACCCCAGAACCAUGUCCUCAGGAGUGCAGGUGUGUCCUGGAGGCUCCUGGAACUUGGAACAGCACUCCCUGGAAACCACCUUCCUCCAUAGUGCUAUAUG
Messenger RNA from Apodemus sylvaticus (European woodmouse), 1131 nucleotides. It is a transcript of the gene Ube2d4, whose product is annotated as ubiquitin conjugating enzyme E2 D4 (putative). The record is from RefSeq and is a predicted model, not a curated record. Gene Ontology annotation, cellular component: nucleus. Gene Ontology annotation, biological process: ubiquitin-dependent protein catabolic process; protein polyubiquitination. The transcript is spliced from 7 exons. The coding region runs from base 69 to 659 and encodes 196 amino acids. Gene Ontology annotation, molecular function: ubiquitin conjugating enzyme activity. NCBI's taxonomy places the organism in Eukaryota, Metazoa, Chordata, Mammalia, Rodentia, Muridae.